AUGCCCGAAACGGAUUUAGAAACAUGUGAGAAAAUACUAAAGAAAACAUCCCAAGAGAUGGUCGAUAUUAUCUACGAUACGCUCGAUAUUGUCGAUAAAGUAUUACGCAAUGCCAAGAUUAAUUAUACUAUCAUUUGUGGAACGAUGCUUGGCAGUUAUAGACAUGGCGGACAAAUACCUUGGGACGAUGAUGGUGAUAUUGCUAUCGAAAUGAAAGACGUGGAACGGCUGGUUGCUCUGAAAGAAACAUUUGCUAAUGAAGGAUAUAUUUUGGAUGAACAGCCGUUUUUCGGUUAUCGUGUUUAUGAUCCUCGUCGAACGAUGAUUCGCAUUAGCGAUGGUGUUCCAAUUCCUUUCGUUGACAUCUUUUUAAUUUGUACAAACGAUAAUAAGUAUGAAGUUCUUGACGGUGUUCUCGAGCUAUUUCCAGGUGAAGCACUACCAUACGGAUGUUUUCAGCGUCUUGUCGAUGUUCCAUUCGGUCAUUUAACAUUACGUGGAAUGAAUGACGAAGAUGCUCAACGACAUUUGGACGAAAACUUUGGAUCAGAUUGGAAUAAAAUCGCCUGGCGUAUUUUCGAUCAUGUUACUGGAGAUGAAUUACCCAAAGUAUGUGUUAAACUUGACCGACCUGAACUUCGUCGGCCCGCUCUUCAUUCAAAACAUUGUAUGUUUGUUGAAUCUUCCGUUGUCAAAUAG
Adineta ricciae is the source of this 699-nucleotide messenger RNA. NCBI's taxonomy places the organism in Eukaryota, Metazoa, Rotifera, Eurotatoria, Adinetida, Adinetidae. The record is from the annotation of a GenBank genome assembly.